CAUCACAACAGGAAGCAUGAGAAUCAGGGGAACAACGCAGGUUUACGGGCAGAAUGAACCAUUUAAACGCUCAGUAAAUCAGCUUGUCUUUUAGAAAAACGGUUUAUCUUCUGUCGGCGUCAAUGGACGUGAUUCAUGAACAACACAACUCUAUUAGCAGCCAAUAGGUACGGCGAACUAGGCUCAGACGCAUCGCCAGUUCACCUAUGAUGGAACGGGCGAUGGAGCAGCUUAAUGUACAGCUCAGCCGUCUGACCCGCUCCCUCCGCCGGGCCAGAACCGUGGAACUUCCAGAAGACAAUGAGACGGCAGUCUACACACUCAUGCCUAUGGUCAUGGCUGACCAGCACAGGUCUGUGUCAGAAUUGCUCCUCAACUCCAAGUUUGAUGUGAACUACGCCUUUGGACGAGUAAAGAGAAGCUUGCUACACAUUGCUGCCAACUGUGGGUCAGUGGAGUGUCUGGUUCUGCUGCUGAAGAGAGGAGCCAAUCCAAACUAUCAGGACAUCUCUGGCUGCACCCCUCUGCACCUAGCUGCUAGGAAUGGACAGAAGAAGUGCAUGGGCAAAUUAUUGGAAUAUAAUGCUGAUGUCAAUAUCUGCAACAAUGAGGGCCUGACUGCUAUCCACUGGUUGGCAGUUAAUGGCAGAACAGAGCUUCUGCAUGAUCUGGUCCAGCAUGUGUCUAAUGUGGAUGUGGAGGAUGCCAUGGGACAAACUGCGUUACAUGUAGCAUGUCAGAAUGGACACAAAACAGUCUUUCCUUGUGAGCUCCCUCCACCUGGAUUCUUCAGAGCAGCACAGUGUCUCAACCAGACGGUGUUGUGUCUUCUGGACAGUGGAGCUGACAUCAACCGACCAAAUGUCUCUGGAGCCACACCUCUGUACUUUGCUUGCAGCCAUGGACAGAGGGACACUGCGCAGAUCCUGCUCUCUCGUGGUGCCAAAUACCUUGCUGACAAAAAUGGAAUCACUCCAUUGGAUCUCUGUGUGCAGGGUGGAUAUGGGGAGACCUGUGAGAUUCUCAUCCAGCACCAUGCUAGAUUGUUCCAGAUGCUAAUCCAGAUGACACAGAAUGAGGAUGUUAAAGAGAAUAUGCUCAGGCAGGUUUUGGAGCAUGUGUCUCAGCAGAGUGACAGUCACUAUCAGAAGGUUUUGACCAGUCUUGCAGAAGUGGCGACCACUAAUGGACACAAACUUCUCAGUCUGUCCAGUAGUUAUGAAGCUCAGAUGAAAAGUCUUCUGAGAAUAGUUCGUAUUUUCUGCCACGUGUUCCGCCUCGGCCCUUCUUCUCCCAACAAUGGCAACGAUAUGGGCUACAAUGGGAACAAGACGCCUCGGAGCCAGGUCUUUAAGCCGUUGGAGCUGCUAUGGCAUUCUCUUGAUGAGUGGCUGAUGCUCAUCUCUACAGAGCUGGAAAGAUCCACGAAGAACCCAUCUUUGUCUUCUUCCAGCAGUGAGAUAGCGUCCCUCCUGCUCAAGCAGCGGGAGUCAGACCCCUCCAGGACCACGCUCUCCUUGCUGGAGGGAGAAGCGUAUGUUGACGGGGAGGAUGUGAUCUCCAUGACAGCCAACCGGCUCAGUGCCGUUAUUCAGGCCUUCUACAUGAGCUGCUCGUGUCAGAUGCCACAGGGAAUGACCUCCCCACGCUUUAUAGAGUUUGUCUGCAAGCAUGACGAGGUGCUGAAAUGUUUUGUAACCAGGAAUCCAAAGAUCAUCUUUAACCAUUUCCAUUUUCUGCUUGAGUGUCCAGAGUUGAUGUCACGUUUUAUGCACAUUAUUAAGAACCAGCCUUUUAAGGAUCGCUGUGAGUGGUUCUAUGAGCAUCUGCUGGCUGGCCAGCCAGACUCAGACAUGGUCCAUCGUCCUGUUAAUGAGAGCGACAUCCUUCUCAUCCACAGAGACUCCAUAUUCAGGAGCAGCUGCGAGAUGGUUUCCAAGUCCACUAAUGAGAAGCUCAAACAGGGUAUAGCUGUCCGCUUUCAUGGUGAGGAAGGCAUGGGCCAGGGUGUGGUUCGGGAAUGGUUUGAUAUCCUGUCUAAUGAAAUCAUCAACCCUGACUACGCUCUGUUCACCCAGUCAGCUGAUGGUACAACCUUCCAGCCCAACAGCAACUCCUCUGUGAAUCCAGACCAUCUGAACUACUUCCAGUUUGCAGGUCAGAUUUUGGGUCUGGCUCUCUACCACCGGCAGCUGGUCAACAUCUACUUCACCCGCUCCUUCUACAAACACAUACUGGGUAUUCCAGUAAAUUAUCAGGAUGUGUCAUCUAUCGAUCCAGAGUAUGCUAAAAACCUGCAGUGGAUCUUGGAUAAUGACAUCAGUGACCUGGGUCUGGAGCUGACCUUUUCUGUGGAGACAGAUGUGUUUGGAGCCAUGGAGGAAGUGCCACUCAAACCUGGAGGGAGCAGCAUCCUGGUCACUCAAGACAACAAGGCGGAGUACGUCCAGCUGGUGACGGAGUUGAGGAUGACACGAGCCAUCCAGCCUCAGAUAAACGCCUUCUUGCAAGGAUUCCACACCUUCAUCCCCCCGUCGCUCAUCCAGCUUUUUGAUGAAUAUGAAUUGGAGCUUCUGCUAUCAGGGAUGCCAGAGAUGGAUGUGGAAGAUUGGUGCAGAAACACAGAGUACACCAGCGGCUAUGACACUGAAGAUCCUGUGAUCCAGUGGUUUUGGAAGGUGGUGAGGAGUCUCACCCAGGAGGAACGUGUCUUAUUGCUGCAGUUUGUCACUGGAAGUUCCAGGGUUCCUCAUGGUGGCUUUGCCUUUCUCAUGGGUGGCAGUGGUUUGCAGAAGUUCACCAUUGCUGCAGUGCCAUAUACCUCCAACUUGCUGCCUACUUCCAGCACCUGCAUCAACAUGCUGAAACUGCCAGAAUAUCCGACCCAGGAGAUUCUCCGAGACCGACUGCUGGUAGCUCUGCACUGUGGGAGCUAUGGAUACACCAUGGCCUGAACACUCUGCUGCUGUCAGGGCCUCCACUUCUGCACGGUUGCUAAUAGAGGUUGUUGUUGUUGUUGUCAUCAUCAUUAUUAUUGUUCUUAUUUUUUAAUAUAAUGCUGGGAAAACUGUUGAACCACAGGUUCUGCACACUUUUAGUUGUUUGAGGCAUUGCAUCAGCAAAAUGGUAGUUAAUGUAAAUAUUUAAUAUUUCAUCAUAUAAUUUACUGGUCAAUCAAUGCUGUUUACGUUUAAAGACUUUCUGCAUAAGAUACACAAAAAUGGUAGGAAUCAAUGGGAAUGCUGAACAUUCCAUAUCAGAGUUUGAGGAGCUUUCUCAGGUUCCAGCCGCAACCAUUAUAUAUAUAUAUAUAUAUAUAUAUAUAUAUAUAUAAAUUCCCACACACCUGUAAGUUUUUGCACUGACUGUGGUGUUAUACUGUACUGUGGGCUGAAUGUAAAGAUGUUUGCAGGCAGAAGCCAACCACGUGAUAUAUUGAAUCCUGAUUUUGAAACAUCCACUGAGCAAAUACAAAAUGCCCAUCAAGUGUGUGUAAAUUGAUGAAUUCUUGGCACCACAAAUUCCAUGGAACCAUUUCCUACCUGAAAAAGUCGGGCACUACAUGACCAACUUUCACCAAAACCUCAUGGAAAAGCUGAUAAUGUCAUGUUCCUGAUGUCAGAAAGCAUUUCCAACUCAACUUUAUUCUCUAUGUACUGGUUUGCUUCUAAUAAAAACCACGUAUUGGUGUGUUCAUCACUGAUCUUGAGUUCAGCUCCCAUGUCUAGUGUCUGAAGAAAUAGAAAGCUUGUCAUGGUACAUGAACCCCUGAGGAUGAGACCUAUUAGAGGAAACCAAAAUGAUGCUGAACAUUCGAGUUGUUCCACACAAAGAAAUCAAAUUUUGUUUUUUUUUACCAUAUAAUCACGAAAAAUUCCAUGGAAUAAAUAUUUUAACAAGUUUUAUUUGUCAGCGCCUAUCAAAACAUCCAUUCACCUGUUGUGUCUGAAUGGAUGUGAACUGGCUGUGCUCUCCCACAGGAGGAUUAUCACUGGGAGCAUAAAAAGGAUUCAAGGACAUUUUCAUUUAGGUGCGUCUGUGUAGAAUUCAACUGUUUCCUCCUCAAAAAGUAAUUCAGUCAUUCUCCCAACAGCAAUUUAAAAACUCAAUACCACCUAUAAAACCAUAUCAGCACUGACUGCUCUGAUCAAACUACUGUACAUGUCUACAAUUAAACUUGAAAGCAGGAGGUGCUGUUGCUGCCUACAUUUAGCCCACAAACAUCCACCCAUAAACAGAGUGUCAUGUCAUGUUCUUGGUUUAUCUCUGGUUGAAAAUCUUGUGGCCGUUUUAAGGAUUUCAUUUUCCUGUGCUGGAGAAGAGCUGAACUGACCUGUAUUGAUGAAUUCAAAGUGUUUUCCAUUUGUUGUCACAGCUGCUGGGGCUCUCUCAUCAUAUCAUGUGAUUGACUGUGCCGACUCAGAGUAUUGCCUUUGUCUGAAAUGAAGACCAAUAUUCUAAGUGAAAGUCUUUUGUUUGUACUUGCCCAAACAUUUGGCUUGCAGUGCCAAAACAGUGAAACCUCUUCCAUCUCUGUUAUUGUUGUUGGUGGUACAAAAUCCUCCUGAAAGUGUGGAGAGGAUGUUGUGAAUAUGACACAUCCUUGUUUUCUCUCUAAAGGGAAUUAAGACACCCAUUAAUAUACCGGUUCAUGUGUUAGUGUUGUUUUCAGUUCUUGCCAGAAAUGCUGAUAGAAACUGAGGAUGUUGUAACAGGAGUUUUUAUAAAUAUUGUACUGUACAUUUCUUCAGCAGAAAAUUAUGUAUUUUACUUUAGAAUACUUGUACUUAGAUUUCCUGAAAUAAAGGAAAUGAUUUGGCAACAACUCCCUGAGACAAUAAUUCAACAGAGCAGGAACAGAUCAUUUAUUUUAAAAAUGACACUUUGGAAGCAAAGAGAUUUGUGCUCUCUUAGUCGCUCCGCAGUGUAGUUUAUUUCAAAAUAACAUUUAGAUUUUUGAACAUGAAUAUUGACAGUAUCAGACGCAGAGGAAGAUGAUGCUGGAAUAUCAGUUACUGAAAGGUACAUACAGUAUAUUCAUAGCAUUACUCUAUUAUUACACCUGGAAGGCCGACAUGUGAAAGAUUCAGAUUUCAAUUCCCAUGAGUUCCCUCAGCUCUGACAUUCAGAGUAUCCAUCAGGGAAAUAAAGUAACCAUCCAGACUUCAUGCAGAGCUUUUUUUUUCUUUAACUGAACAAAAUUUCCUUUAUAUUUUGUAGAGUUAAAGAAAAAUGUUUCAUGUAACUGAGCAUGGUAUAGAGAAAUACAUUUUAUUAAUUUAAAAAAAAAAUCAUAUUUUCUGAAAGGUUGAAAGAAGUGACAUGACUUUCUAUGUCAGCCACAACUUUGAUCAUUAUUCCCUUGCUAAUGAAAACAUGAUAUUUAAGAUUACAGUGUUGCAUCAGAGCUAUAAAAAACAUUCUUAAUGCACAAAUGUGGGCUUAAAAAUAUGCUUUUCAUACAUGUUUCAAUGUGACAAUGCAUUCUAAUUUACUGGUUAUAACUAUAUAUCCCUGCGCCUCAGUCGGUUUUAGACUUAGCUGCAACUUACAACCUUAUAGUUUCCAAGUUCAUAAAUUUUUCAAAUAAAUUCAUUCAACUGA
Messenger RNA from Xiphophorus couchianus (Monterrey platyfish), 5604 nucleotides. RefSeq names its product HECT domain and ankyrin repeat containing E3 ubiquitin protein ligase 1 (gene hace1). Gene Ontology annotation, cellular component: nucleus; cytoplasm; Golgi membrane. The record is from RefSeq and is a predicted model, not a curated record. The coding region runs from base 207 to 2954 and encodes 915 amino acids. Lineage: Eukaryota; Metazoa; Chordata; Actinopteri; Cyprinodontiformes; Poeciliidae. Gene Ontology annotation, biological process: protein polyubiquitination; ubiquitin-dependent protein catabolic process; Golgi organization. The transcript is spliced from 25 exons. Gene Ontology annotation, molecular function: ubiquitin protein ligase activity; protein binding.